This is a messenger RNA of Cylicocyclus nassatus, 458 nucleotides long. The record is from the annotation of a GenBank genome assembly. Lineage: Eukaryota; Metazoa; Nematoda; Chromadorea; Rhabditida; Strongylidae.
AGACGUACCAAUCGUACCGAGUGAUAGUGUGUUCUCAAAUGCCCUCCAGCAGUAUGGCUCCUUUACUGAUACAAGGGGUAUCCUGCACAGACCUCGCAGCAGAUCGCCUUUCACAAAGCCAGGUCUAUGGGAAGCAAAUCCGGACAAUCCGCACAACAGAGAUCAUGCAAACAAGUGGUACUACGCCCCACGAUCUGUCAACGUGGAUUGGCUCAGCGGGCAGCUCGCUUGGGGUGCCCAUUGGGCCGUCCCGGCUGCUUCCGUUGGAGGAACUGAUGGUUUCAGUGCAGUGCACUUCCCAACCAUAGGAACAUUCGCCAACAUUCCAGAUGAUUACGACUAAGCGCCUUCCUUCACAGAAACUGCAAGAUCAACUUAAUUCAAAUGCGCCCCAUAUUCCCUAUGUCUAAAGUGAAAUGUUACUUGCUACCCUUACUAAUUUAUUUCUCACUUACUGC